AUGAACCACACGCACAGCCAUGCCGGGUUCCCAUUGCGAUCCGACUUCUUCCGCAGCCUUCCUCUGGCCAAGUUCAAGAAUGACAAACUGUACCGGUUAGCCAAGGCGAACGCUCUCACCUGUUUAAACCAGUCAUUCAACGAUCAAUGGCGAUACGUUCCCCCUGAGAAGGACGGCACCCAGAUCCGCAAGGACACGAGCAACAUGGCAGUCUCGUACCGACUCGUGCGUGCGGCUACGGUGCUCCGUUGCCAGGAACACGAGGUAAACCAGGUUGUCGCCAACACCAACUCUGAGAGCUGGCGUGAGUUCAUGCGCAAGUGCUUCGGCAAGUACUAUGUCGACACCCUCAUCCUCCACAAUGUCAUCAAACCCAACGAUGUCGACACCAGCAUCGCCGGCCCAGUGCAACCACAAGGGCGCCAUGCACGCUCAAACAGCCAACCUGAAGGCAGCGGCAGUGGAGAAAACUCGGACAACAAUCAGGAAAAGGACCUCAGUGGAAAUGAUGCAAGACGCGGGAGUGUUUGGGACAAAGGAGCCGAGCCGUACCCGCAUAGGAAUUCGGAGUCCAGCUCGGUUGAUACUCCGACAGGAAAGCUGUCGUCGGAAUGCAGCAGCUCCACGGAAGAGCGCUUAAAAGAAGAAGCUGCCGCUGCUGCCGACGGACUAGGUGAACAAGCGGAGGAGAUGCUAACAGUCAAGUGGGCAGCUUUCGAGACUGGAAUUUCCGGCAAACGCGACGUGUGUCUUGUGGACUAUCUCUCUUUGGCGUACGUGCCCAACUCUGAGCCACGCCAGCGUGUACACGUUUGGUGCUUCACGUCGGCUGAAGGUGAGCGCGUAGGCUGCAUGGAGCUCAAAGAUACGCACCACGUGACACGGACGAAGCUCACAAAACUUGGUCUGUUCUGGCGUAAAGUGUCCGAGGACGAGACGGAAGUCAUCGUGUGCGGUAGCUUCCCGUCCAAGCACGCACCCAUGGUCAGUGCUAUCCUGCUAAGCUGCCUCAAUAGAUUGCAGGGGAUCGUAGAAGAUCUACGCAUGGGCAGUCAGCUCUACAUCCAGCGAGCCACUUGGGUUAAGAACACUGAUCGCACAACCUGCAACCUCUGCACGCGUAACUUCCACGCUCUGCGACGUAAACACCACUGCCGUCGUUGCGGUGAGGUCGUAUGCUCGGACUGCUCGACAGUCGAGACGAUUGAUCUGCCUGCCAUCGGCUACUCGAAAUUGCGACUCUGUAAAGUUUGCUCCAUCCGAGCACGUACUACUCCACUCAAGCAGCUCGCCAAGACCAACGUGUUCGACCACCUUGUACGCGCUCGUAGCCUCAGCAAUGUCGGAUCAUCCGCUACUGGCUCAUCAUUUGCUCGGUCUUCCUACACUGAGAACAACCAAGCGGGUAACCAUGAGGACAGCUACAGCCACAGCACCACCUCGGAUGCGCCCGAGUACACCAUCUCUGCGCAAUGCGUUGAGCCCGUAGACGGUCCCGUCGACAUUAAUAACGAAGUCACAGCCGUGGUUCACCCCAUGACGACGUGUCUGGGCUCUCCUACCGAAGAAUACGAUGAUUUUAUCAACGAGCGCUGUCUGAAGACGCAGCUGUGUGCGAUGGAGCAGAAGAAGCGCGCGACAGGGAGCAACAGCAACAUGUUCGACCUACUGUGCGAGCUAGCGUGCCAGACACUCAACUGUCCGAUCGCUUCAGUCUCAAUUGUCGAUGAUAAGGACAACUUCAUCCGUUCUGCUGUUGGACUCGAUGAGAGUUCGACACUCGACAGUGAACUGUCUGUCUUUAUCGAAAAGAUCAUGGGGUCGACUCCGACUAUCGUGCUGGAUGCCAGCGUUGACAAGCAGGCACUCAAGUUCUUCUCGCUGCGGUCGCUUCCUGCUAUCCGCUUCUUCGCUGGCUGUCCAAUCUACUCUCGUACAGGAAAGAAGCUAGGAUAUGUCUGCGUUGCUGACUACGCCAAGCGCGACACUCUCGGAGCAAGUUGUGCGUUUACCAUGGAGCGGCUAGCCACUUUGGCAGUCACCACAAUGGAGAGAAACAUCAUUAUCAAAAACAACAAUGCGAACGGAACCUCAAACAACCCAGAGGAAGCUGACUUUACGAAACGAGCCCCACCACCGACACCAAUGCAUCCAGCGAUGCUGUUUGACCGACCUAAUAGCAGCAAUGCCACUGGUAAGAGUCAUAACAAUGGUAAAGACCCAUCGGAUGCUCUAGUUGGUCGCGUGUACGAAAUCGUGGAGGACGAGAUACCGCCAAUGGCGACGCCUUCGACUGUCAACUUAAAUGCAACACGGCCUGAACGAAGUGCUGGCUAUUACGAGGCCCAAGAACGGAUGCGCAAACUGCUUCUCAAGUCUUACCACACGCAACAGCAGCUUGCGACUGGCGGGUCACAGUAG
Phytophthora infestans T30-4 is the source of this 2421-nucleotide messenger RNA. RefSeq lists its product as uncharacterized. Bases 1 to 2421 code for a protein of 806 amino acids. Gene Ontology annotation, molecular function: metal ion binding. NCBI's taxonomy places the organism in Eukaryota, Oomycota, Peronosporomycetes, Peronosporales, Peronosporaceae. The transcript is spliced from 2 exons. The record is from RefSeq and is a predicted model, not a curated record.